UUUCUCUCAAGUAUUCUUUAAUCUUAACGAUAUUCAUGAUAAAAACAGUUACUUGAUACGGCAACAGUCAUACGAGUAUGGCAGGUGAUGCGUCACCGGUAUGAUUCACUGGAUAAUAUACUGAAUAAUAUAGUUUUCAUUAGAAUUUGAGUAAACAGUAUAAAACUGUGCGAUUUUGCGUCUUUCAUUUUUUUUUCUUUUUCUUCUUUUCUACACUAUAUAUAGGUAAACAAUGUAAACUGUAUCUAUGUAUGUUAAAAGGUUAAACAUUUGAAUACUCCCGCCAUUAUUCUAGUUCACCACAUUGUAAUUCAUUAGGCGUCCACGUCGUAGUAGCGCCAUUUAACACGAACGAAUCGGUCGUUUCAGAACACCUUAUUUGGAAAUGCGCACCCUACUCAAGCGAAGAGCCACCCCCGGUAAUAUUAUUUUCUUUUAAGCUUUUUAAUUCGUAUAUCUAAGUGAGUAUGUAUAGCGCUUCAAAUUAUAUUCUCUAAUUGUUUUCACAUAUAAUAAUUGAAUAAUAUGUUGCAAAACGUAUCACUCGUUAAAAUUGUCUUAUCGUCAUUUCAAAAGUCAAAAAAAUUAAUUGAAGUAACCAAUAAUAUAAAUUAGUUAAUACAAAUCGUACUUUACCAACGAAUUAUAAUCCGGAUGACAGGCAAUGCACGCUUUUGGGAAAGAAUUCUCCCCACCCCCCAAAUUUCACGCGCUGACGAAGACGAUGGAUGCGCACGCUUUUCAAUUCAAUAUGGCCGUUUCAACCGCGAAUAAUCAAAAAUGAAGUUUUCAAAAUUUAAAAAAGACGAACGUUGUAAAAAAUUAGAGCGUUCCUUGAAACUUUCUUUAUUGAGGAAAAAUGGUAAAUUGACAAAUGAUGAGCCAAUCUGGAAUGACACGGAUGCACAGAAUUGGAGUUUUACUGCUUUGUCUCCGAAACCUUUCAAGGAGCCAAAACAUGAUUUCAAGACAGAACAUAAUAUUGUGUCUUCUAAUAAUAAUUCACCAAGAAUAAUGACAAUAAAAAAGAACAGGUACAUUACAUAUGAACCAGUAAUUGCAUCUUCCAAUGUUCAACAAUCUCCAAGGCAAAAUAACUGCUUUGAUAACGAUGUUGCUUCGUCAUUGAAUAUGAAUAAAUAUCAUUGUCAAAUUAAUAGAAAUUCAAAAGUCGUUCAAAGAGAUUCAUUAUUGACUAAUGAAAACUCAACUCUUGUAGUUCAAAGAGAUUUAUACGAACAAACAAAAAAUAUCAAAUACGAUAAAGAUCUUCCUAGAUUGCAACAAGAAAAUUCAAAGAAUAAUAGUGAUAAUAACUAUAAUCCUCGUAAAACAAACAUCGCUAAUCUUAAAGAAAAAUCAGGUAGAACUUUUUUUAAUUGGAAAAUUAUGUUAAACAAAGAUGGUCAUCUGCUUAUCAAAGGAACAUUAGAAAGCGGACAAACUGCACGCAGUAAACCUAUUCUUAGAAGAUUGACAGCUACAAGUGUACAAUCUAUUUUUUUACAUGUAUAUUAUCUUGAAGGAAAUAUUGUGGAUAAUGAAAAUGAAUUACCAGAAUAUGUGAGAGGAAAGUUUUAUAAUGGUUUUCCAGAUGACUGGGAAAACGUAUAUCUAUUAUGGAAAGUAUUUAUUUCUGAAGGCAGUAAAUUGAGUUUUCAUUGGCCAACAAAGAUUACAGAUAGUGAUGAUGACUUAAAUAGCGAAGUGACAAAUUUAACAUUACAAUCCGUAAAGGAAAACAAAAACAAAUGCCAAAAAUCUUGCAAUAAUAUAUGCAAUAAUAUAGAUUAUAGCUCAAGAAUCAAAACUGGUAAUAAUGUAUCUAAUCUUGAAAUCCCUGUGCCCAGUUCGAAAAAUUUUGUACAGGUUUUUAAUACAACAAAGAUAAUUCAAGAUAAUAAAAUUUUGAAUAAGGAAAAUCAACAGCAGCAUAAAAAUGUUAAAAAUGUUAAUCAGCCUCAAUGCGUUCAGAAAAAGCAUACAUUGAAGGAUAUUAUACAGGAAGAUAAAAUCAACAUUAUUAUUAAUAAUUUGUUGCAUAAAGAUUGUCCUAAGGAAUACAUUGUAAAAAUUGUACAAAUGUUUAAUUGUCUUGAAGAUGUUCUUUCUUAUAGAGUAGGAACAAAUGACACGAAUAAACUAAAUCGCGAUGAUAACGAUUCUGGAUUGUAUAGCAGUCAAUUACAAAGUAAUGAAACAGUAAUUCAUCCAAGGAGAUCUUGUAUGCCACAAUAUCAUAAUAUGUCACCAAUUACAAACAGAAUCAGUCAUAAUAACUGCAACAGAGAAAAUAUGCAUGAGAUCUCGAAUACGAUUCCACAACAACAGUUACAAAAUAACGUAGAAGAAUUGGAUAAGAGAGAUUCUGAAGAAUUAGAAAGUGAAAUUUAUGCAGGUAUGCCUAAAAUCAUAUUUCAGAAAGUAUUAGAAAACAAAAGGGCAUCAUUAAAACAGGAUAAACAAAAGCAAAGGAAAGGAAUAAUAAAUUCUACCUCUAUGACUAAGAGUCAUAUCACGUCACAAAAAAGAGUUAAGAAAAAACACAGAAUAAUACAUCGUUCUAGUUCCAGCGAUAGUGAUAUUGACAAUGAUAUACAAAAUUUUGUGUCUAAUGAGAACAAGAAAGAUGAUAAAGUAAUUAGACAUAAUGCGUUGAAGCAACAGAAAGAUAUUAUACAAUCAAAGACAAUAUCUUUUACUCAGGGAUCUGUAUCGUACGAAGGAAAUCUUGUUUAUCAUGAUCACAGUGUUAGCAUUACCGAAGAUGAAGAACCACGAGUAGAUGAUACGAAUCGUAUAGGAACACAUCCUAGAGAAAAAAAGAGCAGUUUUAAAUAUAAUUGCACUCGCGACAUUUCCACUACGGAUGAUGAAGUAAAAUUACCAGGAGAGAUCAAUUACAAGAAACAUUUGCAUACAAUGGAGGUCAUAAAACAUAGUGCCAAAAAGCCAAGAAUAAUAAACCGCCAUUAAUGGUACGGAUCAUUGCUGAUGUAUUUGAUAGAAUUAAGAAAGCAAUUAAAAUUAUUUUUUCUUUUUUAUUAUUUUAGAAAUACUAAAAAAUAAAAAAUAAAAAUAUAUCUUCUGUACUAUA
Vespula vulgaris is the source of this 3097-nucleotide messenger RNA. RefSeq lists its product as uncharacterized. The coding region runs from base 781 to 2976 and encodes 731 amino acids. The transcript is spliced from 4 exons. NCBI's taxonomy places the organism in Eukaryota, Metazoa, Arthropoda, Insecta, Hymenoptera, Vespidae. The record is from RefSeq and is a predicted model, not a curated record.